AUAUAUUGUUCCUUUUGUGAAGAAAUCCAUUCAUCGUUACUUGUUCAUCUUUUUCCAAACCCUAAAUCGCUCUUCCAAAAGUUCUUACGAUUCUCUCUUUCAAGAUGCAAAUUUUCGUGAAAACACUCACUGGCAAGACCAUUACUCUCGAGGUUGAGAGCUCUGACACCAUUGACAAUGUUAAGGCAAAGAUUCAGGAUAAGGAAGGUAUUCCUCCUGACCAGCAGAGAUUGAUCUUCGCUGGUAAACAGUUAGAAGAUGGUCGUACCUUGGCAGAUUACAAUAUCCAGAAGGAAUCAACACUCCAUUUGGUUCUCAGGUUAAGAGGUGGUAUGCAGAUUUUUGUGAAGACGUUGACUGGCAAAACCAUUACUUUGGAGGUUGAAAGUUCAGAUACUAUUGAUAAUGUUAAAGCUAAGAUUCAGGAUAAGGAAGGAAUCCCUCCGGAUCAGCAGAGGCUUAUCUUUGCUGGUAAGCAGCUUGAGGACGGUCGCACACUCGCUGAUUACAAUAUCCAGAAAGAGUCUACACUUCAUUUGGUGCUUCGUCUUAGAGGUGGUAUGCAGAUUUUUGUGAAGACCCUCACUGGAAAGACCAUUACUUUGGAGGUUGAGAGCUCAGACACUAUCGAUAAUGUUAAAGCUAAGAUCCAGGACAAGGAAGGGAUCCCACCAGACCAACAGAGACUCAUCUUCGCUGGUAAACAGCUCGAGGAUGGUCGGACUUUGGCUGACUACAACAUCCAGAAGGAAUCUACCCUUCACCUUGUGUUGCGUCUUCGUGGUGGUAUGCAAAUAUUUGUGAAAACUUUGACAGGCAAGACCAUUACGUUGGAGGUUGAGAGCUCAGACACAAUCGAUAACGUCAAGGCUAAGAUUCAGGACAAGGAGGGGAUCCCACCAGACCAACAGAGGCUUAUCUUUGCCGGUAAGCAGCUUGAAGAUGGACGCACCCUUGCUGAUUACAACAUCCAAAAGGAGUCUACCCUCCAUCUUGUGCUUCGUCUCCGUGGUGGUAUGCAGAUCUUUGUGAAGACCCUUACCGGGAAAACCAUAACUUUGGAGGUUGAAAGUUCCGAUACUAUCGAUAAUGUUAAAGCUAAGAUCCAGGACAAGGAGGGGAUCCCACCAGACCAACAGAGACUCAUCUUUGCUGGGAAACAGCUCGAGGAUGGACGGACUUUGGCUGAUUACAACAUCCAGAAGGAAUCUACCCUUCACCUUGUGUUGCGCCUUCGUGGUGGUAUGCAAAUCUUUGUGAAGACUUUGACAGGCAAGACUAUUACCUUGGAGGUUGAGAGCUCAGACACCAUCGAUAAUGUCAAGGCUAAGAUUCAGGACAAGGAGGGGAUCCCGCCAGACCAACAGAGGCUCAUCUUCGCUGGUAAACAGCUCGAGGAUGGUCGGACUUUGGCUGAUUACAACAUCCAGAAGGAGUCGACUCUUCACUUGGUUCUUCGUCUUCGUGGUGGAAGCUUCUGAGCUUUGUUAUCUGUGGUCAAAACUGGUGGUGUUCGAUUGAGCCUCGUGCACUUGUGUGGUGAUGUUUGCAAAAGAAGAAGACUUUUCUCUAUUGUGUUCAUGUUUCAUUUUCUGUUUUCUUUAUGUGCUCUUUGUUGUGAACCCUUUUGGUCGGGCUCUUAAUGGGCCUUUAUGUUUCAAAUUUUAAUAAUAAUCCAAGUGCAUGUUUGAAAAUC
Molecule: messenger RNA, 1696 nt
Organism: Arabidopsis lyrata subsp. lyrata
Lineage: Eukaryota; Viridiplantae; Streptophyta; Magnoliopsida; Brassicales; Brassicaceae
Product: polyubiquitin
Exons: 2
Coding region: 105-1481 (458 amino acids)
Biological process (GO): modification-dependent protein catabolic process; protein ubiquitination
Cellular component (GO): cytoplasm; nucleus
Molecular function (GO): protein tag activity; ubiquitin protein ligase binding
Source: RefSeq, a predicted model, not a curated record